AUGUUUCACUUACUCAAUCAAUUGGUGACGAAGAAGAGAUCAGAUUGCCGAGAACAAAUCCAUGGUGUUUAUGAAAUUGCUUUAGCGGAGAGAUUCAUCGAGGAAUGCGGGGAGAAAACUCACGAUGACAUAAUGUUCUCCACACUGGGAUCGCAACUGCGUUGUCGGAGGAGUUUCGUUCUGAAAAAGGGUGAAAAGGUCAGCAUGAGGCCAAAUCAAACCUCUUUCCUUUUGGGGUUUAGCCAAGGUGGCCACACGCAAAUCUUCCCAUCUUCUUUAUAUCGGCCUUUGGCACCACUUUUCCAUCGCAUUCUCGCCUUUUUGUUCCCUAUAACGGAAGACUCAUCUCGGAACUACCCCUCAGGUAUAGCUGGAAUACCAUCGAGUAAUUGCUGUGAGACUUGCAAACUAGUGGUCAUCUGCAGUGCGACGAAGCGUGGCCAGCUUGUGGACCAUGCAGGAAAGGCCGUCGUUACUGCCCAGGCUUACCAACCCCUCGGUUCAGAUUUAUCGGAGACGAUGAUUCACCGACCACAACAGCAGCAUUCUCUUUGGAGUUCUGAGUUUGGCGAGAAGGUGGCGUCUGCAUCAGCAAAGAAUCUACAUAUUAUGAUGCUACAGUCUACGCAGAGAGAUGGCGGCAUGUUCCUGAACAUGCGCCUACUUGAUCUAGGUCGGAGAGUCUCGACUAGUAGCUCUUCACAAGAACGAACAUCUCUUGUGCCCGGAAGUCCUGCAUAUUCCUCAAACGAGGUGCUAGCUCAAAUAUUAUAUACCAUUCUUAAUUGGAGUGACCCAGGACGAAGCAUAAUAUUCAUAUCUACGGGAUGUGGCUACGGGAGCUUCCCCAGCGAUUUAGCGGUACUGAACCACAUGCUGUACGGAAAAGCACUGCAAAGUCUGCAAGCUCCGAUCAACAACUCCGAAGAGCAAUUUUCGCCCAAUACCCUGGCAGCUGUGUCGGCGAUAUGGCGCGUUAAAGGAAUCUUCGCCACAGUCGACAGGUCGCUUAAGCAGACAAUUCAUGCGAGAGCGUUAUCUCACAUGCUCAAGGUUCGAGGGAUACGGAACCUUGACGACCCUCUUGAGUUCUUCCUCACUCUUGAAUGUCAAUUACACUGUAUAUUCGAUUCUGAAGACUGGGAUGUUGCAUUUCAGCAAUGGCGUGGUCAGUCCGAGUUAUCGAUGCGUUACUGGACUCUUUUGAGAGGAUUUCGCCCCUUCUUUGGGAGACGUACUUUGCCGAGUCAUUGCCGUUGCUACGAAGCUCGAAAUCAUACCUCAUUCCAUUGGUGUCGCACUCUCCAACCUAACGAUUUUUAUAACCAAGCCCCACCAACUACCGACCCUCUUGUUCCGAUCGUCUUCGAGCUUAGAGAUACGGAAAUCGCACCGCUUCUUGGCUACCAUUUCCUAUAUAGUAUCCUAAUUCACCGAAUGGCCACCCAUCUCUCCUCUCUUCUUCUCAUCGAUCCAGUAUCAAGUCAGAUGCUCGAUCCUACCCUCAGUCCUACAUAUUUUUUUUUUGCAUUUCCUGUUUCCAUAGGGAUCGAUAAUCCAAACGCUUUCUUUCCCACCAACCCACUACCUUCUCUCUCUCGUUCUAAACCACUCAUCUUUCUCCUCCGAGUUAGAAACGUCCAGCUAUCCCAGCGAAUAUGGAUGAUGUAUUCUCAGGUGCGACUGUGGAAACCGAUAGGCUGCCUUUUCUACCUCAAUGCCCUCAAAUGUUCGUUUCUGUGGGCAGGGACGACGGAGAUGAGAGUGGAUUCUGAAUGCCGCGAGCGAUAUAGAGGACUUCUUACCAGAGAGUACUGGGUGAGAGCCGGGCAGAGUGGAGCUUUUAUUUCAGAGCGUUGA
Molecule: messenger RNA, 1860 nt
Organism: Lindgomyces ingoldianus
Lineage: Eukaryota; Fungi; Ascomycota; Dothideomycetes; Pleosporales; Lindgomycetaceae
Exons: 11
Coding region: 1-1860 (619 amino acids)
Source: RefSeq, a predicted model, not a curated record